This is a messenger RNA of Capronia coronata CBS 617.96, 1431 nucleotides long. RefSeq lists its product as uncharacterized. Gene Ontology annotation, molecular function: 2-dehydropantoate 2-reductase activity; NADP binding. Gene Ontology annotation, cellular component: mitochondrion; cytoplasm. The record is from RefSeq and is a predicted model, not a curated record. Gene Ontology annotation, biological process: pantothenate biosynthetic process. The transcript has a single exon. Bases 1 to 1431 code for a protein of 476 amino acids. Lineage: Eukaryota; Fungi; Ascomycota; Eurotiomycetes; Chaetothyriales; Herpotrichiellaceae.
AUGGCGGCAUCGCGAUCAUGGUGGACCGGCUCGCCAGAAGCAGAGGAUACAGAACCAGCGCACUCAUUCGAUUCCUCACCUCUGACGGAUGUCGAUCUAUCAGGACCAGAAACUGAACAUCUUCUCACACGGCGCAUCCAUAUUCUUGGGCUUGGAAGUAUUGGAACGCUUGUGGCACAUUCCCUCCGAUGUCUGCCGAACCCUCCACCUGUCACCUUGAUGAUACACAAACGGCAGCAGUACGAGGAAUUCAAGAAGACCGGAAGGGUCAUAUCUUUGAUCAAUAAGGAAAACGAGAUCAAUGAUGAACAGCGAGGGUACGACGUGGAUCUCUUCGAGGGCAACACCUCGGAUGGUACAGGUCGGUGGCGGUUCAUACCUGACCAGGAAUGGAAAAAGGCCACAUCCAAUCCCGUCGGGGAAGACGAACGAUUGCCUUCGGGAGAGCUCUAUAUCUGGUCCUUGAUAGUAGCAGUCAAGGGCCACGCCACUGUAUCGGCGCUUCAAUCUAUUAGGCACCGUGUCGAUGCGAGAACGACAAUUUGUUUUAUGCAGAAUGGUCUUGGGCAAGUUGACGAGCUCAAUCGAGAGGUCUUUACUGACCCAAGAACUCGGCCAACCUAUCUUCAAGGCGUUGUCUCCCAUGGAGUCUACAUGACAGAUCCCACCACGGUGGUUCAUGCUGGAUUUGGAACGGUGGCAUUGGGGAUUUGUCGAGACCGUGAUCGUUUCCCCUUGCCGCCCAAGCGCCUGAACCGGAACAUUUCAGAAUUGGCGGAGGACGAACGCAAAACAUUUUAUCCUACGGACAAGGAGCUUUUUGCCAAUCUUUCUUCUCGAUAUCUCCUCCGCACAUUGACCAGAUCGCCGGUCCUCGCGUGUGCUGCUUUCCCUUAUCUGGACCUGCUACAAUUGCAGUUGGAGAAGUUAUCCUCCAACUGUGUCUUGAACCCUCUAACGGCUCUGUUGGAUGUCCCCAACGGGGCACUUUUGUACAACGACGAGCUUGCCAUGGUACAGAGAUUGCUGCUUGCAGAAAUCUCCUUGGUGAUUCGUGGCUUGCCUGAACUUGAAGGGAUCCCCAAUGUCCGCGUACGAUUUUCAGCCAAGCGAUUGGAGCAACUAUUUCGAGCAGUCACCGAACGGACGGCAAGGAACUCCAGCAGCAUGCGCGAGGACAUUCGGAACGGCAAGAAACCGGAGAUUGACUACAUCAACGGGUAUAUCGUCAGACGAGGCGAGGAACAGGGGAUCAAGUGUGCCAUCAAUUUCAUGCUGAUGCAGCUUAUCAAAAGCAAGCAUCAAUUCACCAAGCCCGGGGACGCAAUCCCGUAUGCGACGAAAAGGCUCAAAAUCGAGACUGACCAUGAUCGGCCAGGCGUCGUCACUCUUAGCGAUGAGAGCAUUCCGCCGAGAGGAAGUCUACAAUGA